Guillardia theta CCMP2712 is the source of this 675-nucleotide messenger RNA. RefSeq lists its product as hypothetical. The record is from RefSeq and is a predicted model, not a curated record. The transcript has 11 exons. Bases 1 to 675 code for a protein of 224 amino acids. Gene Ontology annotation, cellular component: mitochondrial large ribosomal subunit. NCBI's taxonomy places the organism in Eukaryota, Cryptophyceae, Pyrenomonadales, Geminigeraceae. Gene Ontology annotation, biological process: translation. Gene Ontology annotation, molecular function: structural constituent of ribosome.
AUGGAUCGGAAUCUGUUGAAGAACGUGCAGGAGCGAUCGUUCAGCUCGCAGGUCACUCUUUCUGACCUCCGCGACAACCCCGGUGCUCGCCCCAGCAAGAAGCGUCUGGGAAGGGGAACGGGAAGCGGCCUUGGAAAGACUUCGGGCAGGGGCCACAAGGGACAGCGCGCACGCGCUGGCAACCAUGGGCUCCUGGGCUUCGAAGGAGGGCAGACUCCCUUGAUGAAGAAACUCCCGAAAUUCGGUCACAAGAACGUGCAUGCUUACAUUUCCCUUCUGGAGGGGCUGAACAUCGAUCGCCUCUGGUCUUGGAUCCAGCAGGGAAGAAUCGACUCCUCCAAGUUGAUCAACAUGAAGGUGUUGCGUGACACCGGUUGCGUUGGAAGCAACAUCAAGAAAGGGAUCAAACUCCUUGCUAAGGGGAAAGAACUGACCAAGAUCGACCGACCCCUUCAGAUAGAAGUUUCCGACGCGUCUGCCCAGGCAAAGCGAAUCAUCGAAGAAGCAGGGGGAAAGGUCAUCAUCGCCUACUACAACAGGCUAGGACUUCGUGCAAUGUUGAAACCAGAGAAAUUCGAGCGAAUCCCACGUCGUGCUGCUCCUCCACCCAAGUUGAUGUGGAAGUAUCCUCUGCACUACAAGCAAGUCCAGGAACAAAUGUUGCAAAAGCAGUGA